Molecule: messenger RNA, 2474 nt
Organism: Aaosphaeria arxii CBS 175.79
Lineage: Eukaryota; Fungi; Ascomycota; Dothideomycetes; Pleosporales
Product: mitochondrial heat shock protein-like protein
Exons: 3
Coding region: 33-2060 (675 amino acids)
Biological process (GO): protein refolding; cellular response to unfolded protein
Cellular component (GO): mitochondrion; cytoplasm
Molecular function (GO): heat shock protein binding; misfolded protein binding; ATP binding
Source: RefSeq, a predicted model, not a curated record
ACGCAGUAACUCCUCCCUCACAUCCACACAUCAUGUUCUCCUCCAGGAUAUCGCGAAGCUUCCUCACGCGGGCAACUCCUGCUAUCCGCCGCACCCCAGCCAUCAGAUCUCCUUUGACCUCAUCAUGGGUGCGAGGAUACGCCGAGGAGGGUGGCGAGAAGGUCAAGGGCUCUGUCAUCGGUAUUGAUUUGGGUACCACCAACUCUGCCGUUGCCGUCAUGGAGGGCAAGACUCCUCGCAUCAUCGAGAACUCUGAGGGUACCCGAACCACUCCCUCCGUCGUCGGUUUCACCAAGGAGGGCGAGCGUCUCGUUGGUAUCGCCGCUAAGCGACAGGCUGUUGUGAACCCAGAGAACACUCUCUUCGCCACCAAGCGUCUCAUCGGCCGCAAGUUCACCGACGCUGAGGUCCAGCGUGACAUCCAGCAGGUCCCCUACAAGAUCGUCCAGCACAGCAACGGCGAUGCCUGGCUCGAGGCUCACGGCCAGAAGUACUCUCCUUCUCAAGUCGGUGGUUUCGUCCUCGGCAAGAUGAAGGAGACCGCUGAGGCCUACAUGGGCAAGAACAUCAAGAACGCCGUCGUCACCGUCCCUGCCUACUUCAACGACUCUCAGCGUCAGGCUACCAAGGACGCUGGUCAGAUUGCUGGUCUCAACGUCCUCCGUGUCGUCAAUGAGCCCACUGCUGCCGCUCUUGCCUACGGUCUUGACAAGGCCACCGACAACAUCAUUGCUGUAUACGAUCUUGGAGGUGGUACUUUCGAUAUCUCCAUCCUUGAGAUCCAGAACGGUGUCUUUGAGGUCAAGUCCACCAACGGUGACACCCAUCUCGGUGGUGAGGAUUUCGAUAUCACCCUUGUCCGCCACCUCGUCCAGCAGUUCAAGAAGGAGCAAGGUAUCGAUCUGAGCAACGACCGCAUGGCUAUCCAGCGUAUCCGUGAGGCCGCCGAGAAGGCCAAGAUUGAGCUUUCUUCUUCCACUCAGACUGACAUCAACUUGCCUUUCAUCACUGCCGACGCCUCUGGACCUAAGCACAUCAACUCCAAGUUCUCCCGUGCCCAGCUCGAGAAGUUGGUUGAUCCCCUGAUCUCCAAGACCGUUGACCCCGUCCGCAAGGCCCUCAAGGAUGCCAACCUCCAGGCCAAGGACAUCCAGGAGGUCAUCCUCGUCGGUGGUAUGACCCGUAUGCCCAAGGUUACUGAGUCCGUCAAGAGCAUCUUCGGCCGUGACCCCGCCAAGUCUGUCAACCCUGACGAGGCUGUUGCCAUGGGUGCCGCCAUCCAGGGUGCCGUCCUUGCUGGUGAGGUUACUGACCUCUUGCUCCUCGAUGUUACUCCUCUUUCCCUCGGUAUCGAGACCCUCGGCGGUGUUUUCACCCGUUUGAUCAACCGUAACACCACCAUCCCCACCAAGAAGUCCCAGGUCUUCUCCACCGCCGCUGACUUCCAGUCCGCUGUCGAGAUCAAGGUCUACCAGGGUGAGCGUGAGCUCGUCCGUGACAACAAGCUGCUCGGAAACUUCCAGCUUGUCGGUAUUCCCCCGGCUCACCGUGGUGUUCCCCAGAUCGAGGUCACCUUCGACAUUGAUGCCGAUUCCAUCGUGCACGUUCACGCCAAGGACAAGUCCACCAACAAGGAUCAGUCCAUCACCAUUGCCUCCGGAUCUGGUCUCUCCGAUGCCGAGAUCCAGAACAUGGUCGACGAUGCUGAGCGCUACGGCGAGCAGGACAAGGAGCGCAAGAACGCCAUUGAGGCUGCCAACCGUGCCGACAGCGUUGUCAACGACACCGAGAAGGCCUUGAAGGAGUUCGAGGACCGUCUCGACAAGACCGAGGCCGAGAAGAUCAAGGAGAAGAUCGCUUCCAUCCGCGAGUUCAUCUCCCAGAGCCAGUCUGGCGAGGGUACCGCCACUGCCGCCGAGAUCAAGGAGAAGACCGACGAGCUCCAGAACGCCAGCUUGAGCCUCUUCGACCAGAUGCACAAGGCCAGGUCCGAGUCCCAGAACCAGGGCGAGCAGCAGCAACAGCAGCAGCAGCCUGGUGAGGGUGAGAAGAAGGAGUAAACUCCUUGACUCUCUAACUCUGUCCUCGUUCUUUGUUUUCAAAUACUUUUUCUGGCAAAAAGCAGGCGUCCUGAAUUGCGGGUUGCAUAAUGGUCUUCGGGUCGGGUCUUUCUAGACGUAUGUGUGUGUAACUAUUCCAUUGUAACUAUACCUCCUUUCCACGCCAAUUUUCUCUUUUCCGACGACGCCUCUCCCACGACACAUCAUCUGUCUUACUACCUACGACAAAUCCAUGCAAUUGUUGCUUGGCCAUUUGUUAUCGAUACCACGAAUUGGAAAAAAGAGGAGGAAGAAAGUGGACGAAGUAGUAGUAGUCUCUGGGAGAAGGAGGAAGAAAUAACUGUACUAUAUAGUGGUGUGGUCAACGCCGAGAUGAUAAUGUCAAACACUUCUUGUUCUCCGCUCUUGAAAGCG